AUGGGGACUGCAGCGGCGGCAGCGGCGGCGGCCGGGGAGGGGGCGCGCAGCCCGAGCCCCGCCGCGGUGUCGCUCGGCUUGGGCGUGGCCGUAGUGUCGAGCCUGGUGAAUGGGUCCACGUUCGUGCUGCAAAAAAAGGGCAUCGUGCGCGCCAAGCGAAGAGGUACUUCCUAUUUAACAGACAUCGUGUGGUGGGCAGGCACGAUUGCAAUGGCUGUUGGCCAGAUUGGAAACUUCCUGGCUUACACGGCGGUCCCCACAGUCCUGGUGACUCCACUGGGUGCCCUUGGAGUGCCAUUUGGGUCCAUUUUAGCUUCUUAUCUUCUAAAAGAAAAGCUCAACAUCUUGGGCAAGUUGGGAUGUCUGCUAAGCUGUGCAGGUUCUGUUGUGCUGAUUAUCCACUCCCCGAAAUCUGAGAGUGUGACUACUCAGGCUGAGCUGGAAGAGAAGCUGACUAACCCAGUGUUUGUGGGCUAUUUGUGUAUCGUGCUCCUUAUGCUGCUACUGCUCAUCUUUUGGAUUGCACCAGCCCAUGGGCCUACCAACAUCAUGGUCUACAUCAGUAUCUGCUCUUUGCUGGGGAGUUUCACCGUGCCUUCCACCAAGGGCAUUGGGCUGGCAGCCCAAGACAUCUUCCACAACAACCCAUCCAGUCAACGGGCCCUCUGCCUGUGCCUGGUGCUCCUGGCCGUGCUUGGUUGCAGCAUCAUCGUCCAGUUCAGGUACAUCAACAAGGCACUUGAGUGCUUCGACUCCUCUGUGUUCGGGGCCAUCUAUUACGUCGUGUUCACCACCCUCGUCCUGUUAGCUUCGGCCAUCCUCUUUCGGGAAUGGAGCAAUGUGGGCCUGGUGGACUUCUUGGGUAUGGCCUGUGGGUUCACCACCGUCUCUGUUGGGAUUGUCCUUAUACAGGUGUUCAAAGAGUUUAAUUUCAACCUUGGGGAGAUGAACAAAUCUAAUAUGAAAACAGACUAGGAUGCAACAGGGGUUGGGUGGCUCAAGGAACAGGAAAUGGAUGUGGUUUCUUGUCCUAAUUUGAUGUGAAGUAGAAGAGACCCUAAUCACUGGUAUUAAAGUUGCUUGCAUAUUAAUGGGUGGUCUGGUGGACAGUAGGGAGCAUUGCUCAGCAUCUGAGUGGGGGCCCAGCCCUCUGCAGUCUAAAGUUGCUAAAUGGUUGUCUGGGCAUCAUCUCUCUCUGACGAGAGGAAUCUCAUGUUCAUUGCCAUUAACCUGGAAGCUUUCAUGAAUACUAUUUCCUUUAAAAAUAUUUUAACAUUGUUUAAUAGAGAAUAAAGAUGGGCUCUUUCUGGUUAGUCUUUGCAGGGGAGCAGAUAUUAUUACUUAGAAGAUUACUUUGGAAAUGAGAGAAAUUUUUGUCUUGUAGUCUGACUAACAGUAAAUGUGUCUAUAGUUGUGUUAUUUUGCAUUAAGCAUGUAUAACAUUCAGGUACCUCAUCCAAAUAAUAAGUACAUACAUUUAAUUGUUUUUAAUCCUCUAAUGAGCUGACUCUCCCACCUCCUACUCCAAGACAUUUUAAUUGAAAAUAGAGAGAGAAUGAGUGGACAUGAUGCAGAGUUCCAUUUAUAGGAUGACUUUCAAUAGCUCAAAUCAAUUUCAGUGCCUUUAUCACUUAAACUCUUCACUUAAUUUGACUAUGACUAUGUGUAUGUCUCUUAGAAUAACUCUUUGAUUAUACUUUAAUAUUUCACUAUUCAAAAUAUUAAUGUAUAGAGCAGUUAGAAGUAACAGUAUAUUCAUUUGCUGGAAGAAAGUCACAGCGCAAGACCCAGAAGAGCAAAUUGACCCUUUUAGCAUGUAGUUAUUAUCCAAUUAAAGACAAUUGACUUAAGUAGCAUAAGGUAUUUUAUUUGUAUUUAAUCUAUGUAACUGGGGCCCAGUAUCAAAUAUAUCCACAUUCUCUUUCAGUGACCACUGUGGCCAUUCCAAAGAAAUAAAUUAUUUAACUUGAUAACAAGGUUGUUAGAUGAGAGAGUAACUAUUCAAUAGCACAUAUAUCAAGUUCCCUAUAAUAUAGGAAUAGGUUAAAGGACACAGUCAAGCUCAGGCAAGUUUCUGAAAAUUGGAACAUACAUAGCAAGUUUUCAGAAGAAUUUCUAGCAAAAAUGAAAACAAUUAAUUUAGCCAUCUCCCUGUUGUUUGAGAUGGCACAGCACACUACAAUUUGUCACCCACUUCUCAUUAAGCUUCUGAAAUGCAGAAUAGCCACUUAUUACGCCAAUGUUUAGAUCAAAGAGAUCAUUUGUUUAUAGUAACCUCCUAUGUAUGUUAAACGGGAGCAAAGCACAAAGUGAUGCAAAUUAUUUCACCCAGAUAUCAUGUACUUCAUGUUCAAUGUUUCAUCUAAAUAGGAAACUGUGCCAAGUUGGAAAAUGGGAUUGGGUAAGGCAGAUUUAGUGAACUAGAAUGUCACAUUUAAUAAUAUCCAAUUAAAGUUACUCAUUAAGGGAAAAAUAUUUUUUCAGGAAAAAAUAACAUUUCCAAAGACCAAAGAAAUUGUUCCCUGAAGUGUUGAACAAAGAGGCUAAAUAAAAUGAGGAUAGUUUAACAGUGAAGAACACCUUUAUAAAUUAACAGUACAUACGAUGAUCAUGAGUUGUCAGUGAUUAGUGAAAUAAGAGCAGCAACAAAAUUGUUUAAAAUUUUUUAAAUCUUAUAUUAACUGACAGUUAAUAAACACUCAAAAAGUCCCUCAUAAAGUUUGUUUGUUUGUUUGUUUUUACUAUCAGGUAUUUUUAGGAAUGCAAGCCUUAAUUUAUUGAACUGAAAUUUUUGAAAAUAUCAUGUAGCAGUAUCAGUAUGCUUUUAGGCAAAAAAAAAAAAAAAAAAUAGUUUCCUACAUAAGGAGUUUGGGAUAGUAAAAGAACACAUGUAGUAAACAAAAGUAUACUGAGAAAGUUCCUGUGUCUUAUGAAAAUUAUCUUGUUUAUUUUGUUACAGUUUACAGUUGAAGCUUCAUUUAAAUUCAUCUAUUAGUGUUCCUCAUUAUAUUUUAUUUCACAAUUAUACCCUGGAUACUCAGAGGUAGUAUUUUCUGGAUGAUCAUCCCUGUGAUUUUUUUUAGAGUAAAACAAAAUCUGAAAGUAGUAAUAGCUGGUCUCCUCUUCAGGAUGACUUGUUCUGGAACAGUUGGACUCUCCCAUGUUUAGCAGAUUAUUUUAGUAGGAAGCACAGCAUUCCUUCCAAUGGAACAAAGUUCUUAUGAUUGUAUUUCAAGUGUGUGAUUCUAGCCUCAAUUGACAUGACUAGCAGUCUAAAUAGCCCAAUUUUCAAGUUUGACAUAAAAUAUAUAAUUUCUGAUAUAAUAGUAUUUUUUUUUUACAAAUUCAUGUUUUUUUAAUUCUUUUGGAAUUGCAAAGAAAAAAAGCCUCAAAGUGAGAGUUUGGGAGGGGCUAGAAUGGGUAUGGGUCUCAUUGGUCUCUCCAAAAGUAAAUACAUAUGAAACAUUUUCAUGAAUAUACUCUUCCUUGAGUUUUAUCUCUGAUUAAACUAAGAAAAAAAUUACCUACCUGUACUUGUUUUCAAGCCUCCUCUAAAAUCUUAUGUUUCUGAUCACAAUUUGCAAAUUUACUCUGGAUAGAUACUUAAAUAAGUCAUUUCUCUCCUCUACUACUUAGACAAUGCUUUGUUUUCUCAUCUGAAUCUUUGCACUUAAAAAGAUUGCUUUCUGUUUUCCUGAUUGAUCAAAUUUAGGGCCUAGUAAGGAUUCUGAAGAGCACCCUGGGGAUUUUGCUCUUCUAGAGGACUAUUCCAUCUCUGUAGAGAAGGUUCUCGAUAGGAAGGGCAGUCUGCUUCUUGCUACACAUGGAGCAAGAACUGCUUAUAACUUGUUCUUCAGUCAGAUGUCACCAUAGUAUUUUCACAUUAGAAUGUUAGUGAAAUACACUUUCCUGCUCUUAGUUCAGCAAUAAGAAAUAUUCUUUCAAUUCCUACUUUUCAAGCCAGUUUGUUAUACUCAAUAUUAUUUCCAGAAGUUCAUUCCAGCUGUAGUAGGUUGGUCUUUGUUCUUUUACUUUAGUUUUCAUGUCUGUUAAAAGAGAACACUAUUAACGUGCCGUCACCCCUCAUCUUCCUUCUUCCUCUACAGCCUCACUCUUUGUAAAUACUGUGCUCAUUUCUAUAAGCUAGUUCCUAGAUAUUUAUAAAGCACUGAGAUGCAGUGUCUCCCAGGUAUAGACACUUUUGUCCGUGGAGACCAAAGGUAUUGAUGACUGACUAGUUCUUGGAUGAUACCUCUCUUUUCCAAGCUGCUCAACCAAUCUAGACUAGUAGAGAAAGUGCUCUAAUUGUCUACAGAGCCAUGGCCAUUGCUCUUUUUUGAUGCCUACUUGAUCCCAACUUAGGCCUCUUAUGACGAGUAGGAAACUGGAAAGAGAAAAAUGCUUCAGUUUAGAUCUGUUCAUGACUGUCUAAUUGGUUCCAGUGGUCUGAAGGAGUUAUCCUUCUGUGUUUGAAACCAAGGAAGUAGUUCACCCGUCAAGCAGGAUUAGAUGGAAUCUUGGUGUUCCGCCUUCUCAGGGACCAAAAAAUGUAACAUUAACAACUUAGUACUGACUUUCUUCCCAAGGACAUGUCCAUGUUAGUUUUUCAUUUGUUUUACUCACAGUCAUAGCUAGAAGCCUGUUAACUUGAGUUGGAAAGAGAAAAGAUCAAGUUGCACACCAGUCACACCAUAAAACAGUUUAUCAUAUAAAAUACCUCAAUUUUCUGUAUUCCUCACUUCCACCUCACAGUUGUACUGGUGAUGAAUUUUAAGGGUCUGUCCUUUAGUUUAUUGGUGAUCUUUCACAUCUGGCCAGAUUCUUAUACCUCCAUUAUAUACUUGAAAAGAUAAAGAAUUAUAAGAGUGAGAACGAGAAUUUGGCCCACUAUCACUACUUGUUUAUUUUCAUACACAUUUCUCACAUGCUACUAAAUGCAACAAGAUAAUUAUAUUUUAAGAAAAUGUAACUUUAUGUUACACCAAAAAAAUGUCGUGUAGUAAAAAGUUGAUACUCAGUAGAACAAUGAUCAUGUAAAUAAAUCUAUUUCAAAUGUACCCAAUGUGAUUAAAAACAUUGUCUAGGACCCAGAGCAUGAGCCAGGGAGAAAGAUUUAUUUGUUCUUUUCUCUAUUUUUCCUUGAAUUGUGCAACUAUAGGUGAGUCACUUAACCUUUCUGUGCCUCAGUUUCUCUACCUCUAAAGGGGUGAGAUGGUUCUCCAAAUCACCUGUUUUAGAGCGCUCACACUUUUAGCAUGUGCUGGUAGCCUCUGACAAGCGUUAUGUGCAGGACUGCUCUGGAGUGAUGCACUGGAAACUCAGCCUGCACUGGGCAGCCUGUCUGCUCAGGACUAUGCUUUAGACACACAGCUUCAAGCACUGAGUAAGAAAAGGAAGUGCUGGGUGUAAAGUUUGCACAAUUCCAUGAAGCUUUAAUUUUUCUUUUUUUUUUUAAGGAAGGGUUUUAUAUAUUCUAUUAUAAAAUAUGAAAGUUAAACAGGGACUUUAUAAAGCUGCACUGAAAGAUCACAUUCUGAUGGUGUGAUAAGAUUUUCUGACAUUCUGCAUAGGUUUAUGUACUGCAGAAGAUUCAAUGACCUGUGAACCAGACUGAUUCUAUUGUGUUAAAUUUGUAAGGAAUGAUGCUGAACUUCCUGCUUCCAAGCAGCUCAACCCUGACCAUGAAUUACCCGACACCAGGUAAACGUCAGGAGCUCCCAAACCACUAGUGCCAAAAGGUCACAUUGAAAAGUUCAGAUUAUUUCUUUUAUUUGCAAGAAUGUACUAAUUUCCCUCCCUCCUCUAUGUCAGAGUUUUUGCACUUUGGAAUAAUUUAAAGGUACUGUUUUACAGUAGCAUUCCUGAGUGUUUUUGCCUUUCUAAAUGGUAACUACUAUUUUCUUGUAAAAUGGAAUAAAAUUGCGAAAGAGAAGAAGACUAGAUAAAAAAUGUAAAAUGUUGAUUGAUUGCAUAAGUUUUUUCCUGUAAAUGUAUCAGGGGAGCUUCCAAUUAGCAUACAUACACACAUUUGUCAAUGGCUAAGACUUGCUUAUCUUUUGCUUUAUAGAAAUAGUCGUAGCAUGUUGUAAUUGCCUUAUGUAAAUAAAAAAGGCUAUUUAUUAAGUUUUACAAUAAUAUUUAUUAAUCUGUAUGUGUUUUAAAAUAAAAGAUU
Messenger RNA from Hyaena hyaena (striped hyena), 6172 nucleotides. RefSeq names its product NIPA magnesium transporter 1 (gene NIPA1). Gene Ontology annotation, molecular function: magnesium ion transmembrane transporter activity. Bases 1 to 975 code for a protein of 324 amino acids. Gene Ontology annotation, cellular component: membrane. The transcript has 5 exons. The record is from RefSeq and is a predicted model, not a curated record. NCBI's taxonomy places the organism in Eukaryota, Metazoa, Chordata, Mammalia, Carnivora, Hyaenidae. Gene Ontology annotation, biological process: magnesium ion transport.